Durusdinium trenchii is the source of this 450-nucleotide messenger RNA. NCBI's taxonomy places the organism in Eukaryota, Dinophyceae, Suessiales, Symbiodiniaceae. The record is from the annotation of a GenBank genome assembly.
AUGGCUGCUGUUGCCUCCCCCGAUGCGUCCUCUGCGUCUACGAACGCGACCGCACAAGCUCCGGCGCUCAAUCUGCAUGGAUACCACCAGAUGCCGAUGCAAGAAUUCAUGCGCUUGGCAAACGGCAAAGACAGUUACGACAGAAGCAUGGCCAGACGAGCGGCAAUGGACAGGGAGCAAAAACGCCAAGUCGCUGCCAUCGGCGAGAGCAGAAGUCUGUGGUAUGCUUUGCGGAGACAUGGUACGAAGCAGCAGUGUGAAGAGUGGUUGGACACCAUUCACAGUCAUUCUACGUGGUUGCGGGACCGAGAGGGCGAAAACGAAGUUCUUCGCAAACAGUAUCAUGUCUUGUGGGACGCUGUUCGCGCGUUUGAUCCGAGCUUCGUGGACACAGAGAUGCGAGGGAGACAAGAGCGACAGGCAGCGUCGGCCAGACCUGCUGAGACUUGA